Hyaena hyaena (striped hyena) is the source of this 3190-nucleotide messenger RNA. It is a transcript of the gene RNF112, whose product is annotated as ring finger protein 112. Gene Ontology annotation, molecular function: GTPase activity; metal ion binding; GTP binding. The record is from RefSeq and is a predicted model, not a curated record. Gene Ontology annotation, biological process: protein homooligomerization; endoplasmic reticulum organization. The transcript is spliced from 14 exons. NCBI's taxonomy places the organism in Eukaryota, Metazoa, Chordata, Mammalia, Carnivora, Hyaenidae. Bases 218 to 2107 code for a protein of 629 amino acids.
AGGCAGCCUCCUCUUUCCCGACUGUCACAUCUAUUUUCCAGCUCUGACGAGUGGCUGCCGGCUCCUCUGGGGCGCCCAUCCCCCACCCCACCGUCCACCUGCCACAGCCGGGCCAGCCCCGAGGACGAAAGGCAUCCUUGCUGCAGCCGCCGGAAUCUCGCGUCUCGGGGGCCUCCGGUCUCUGCUUCCAGACCUCUCCCCGCUCCCAGCCCCCCCCAUGCCGAGGUCCGCCUUGUCAAUCAUUUCCUUCUGUCACCGGCUUGGCAAACAGGAGAGAAAACGGAGCUUCAUGGGAAACAGCCGCAACAGUUGGUCUCAUGCGCCGUUCCCCAAGUUGGAGCUGGGCCUGGGGUCCCGGCCCGCAGUGCCGCGGGAGCUGCCGGCCUGCUCCAUCUGCCUGGAGAGGCUGUGGGAGCCCGUCUCGCUGGACUGCGGCCACGACUUCUGCCCGCGGUGCUUCAGCACACACCGCGUCCCGGGCUGCGAGCCGCCUUGCUGUCCAGAGUGCCGGAAGAUAUGCAAGCAGAAGAGGGGCCUCCGGAGUCUGGGGGAGAAGAUGAGGCUCCUGCCGCAGAGGCCUCUGCCCACCGCGCUGCAGGAGACCUGCGCCGUGAGGGCAGAGCCGCUGCUGCUGGUGCGCAUCAAUGCCUCCGGGGGCCUCAUCCUGAGGAUGGGGGCCAUCAACCGCUGCCUGAAGCACCCCCUGGCCAGGGACACCCCUGUCUGCCUCCUGGCCGUCCUGGGGGAGCAGCACUCAGGGAAGACCUUCCUCCUCAACCACCUGCUCCGGGGCCUGCCGGGCCUGGAGGCCGGGGAGGGCGGCUGGCCCAGAGGAGGCGGGGCCCUGCAGGGCCUCAGGUGGGGGGCCAGUAACCUCACCAGGGGCAUGUGGAUGUGGAGCCACCCCUUCCUGCUGGGAAAGGAGGGGAGGAAGGUGGCUGUGUUCCUGGUGGACACAGGGGACGCCAUGAGCCCCGAGCUGAGCAGGGAAACCAGGACCAAGCUGUGCGCCCUCACCACGAUGCUGAGCUCCUACCAGAUCCUCAAUACCUCCCCGGAGCUGAGGGAUACAGACUUGGAAUAUCUGGAGAUGUUUGCACACGUGGCUGAGGUGAUGGGCAGGCAUUACGGGAUGGUGCCGAUCCAGCACUUGGAUCUCCUGGUCCGGGACUCAUCACAUCCCAACAAGGCAGGGCUGGGCCACGUGGGUGACAUCAUCCAGAAGUCCUCCGGCAAAUACCCCAGGGUUCAGGAGCUGCUCCGAGGGAGGCGAGCCCGCUGCUACCUCCUGCCCACUCCCGGGAGGCGAUGGGCCAGCAAAGUCCCCGGGAGCCCAGGUGACACAGAUGACGAUAUCCGCCACCUCUGUGCCUACGUCGCCGACGUGCUGAGUGCAGCCCCCCAGCACGCCAAGAGCCGCUGCCAGGGGUACUGGAGCGAGGGCCGGCCCGUGGCCAGGGGGGACCGACGCCUGCUCACGGGGCAGCAGUUAGCUCAGGAAAUCAAGAACCUCUCAGGCUGGAUGGGGAGGACGGGGCCCGGGUUCGCCUCCCCGGACGAGAUGGCCGCCCAGCUACACGACCUGAGGACGGUGGAAGCUGCCAAGAAGGAGUUUGAGGAGUACGUGCGGCAGCAGGACGUGGCCACCAAGCGCAUAUUCACUGCGCUCCGGGUACUGCCCGACACCAUGCGGACCCUCCUCGCCACCCAGAAAGAUGCCAUCCUGGCCCGCCACGGGGCGGCCCUGCUGUGCAAGGGCAGAGAGCAGACCCUGGAGGCGCUGGAGGCCGAGCUGCAGGCCGAGGCCAAGGUCUUCAUGGACUCCUACACCAUGCGCUUCUGCGGCCACCUGGCGGCCGUCGGGGGCGCCGUGGGCGCUGGGCUCAUGGGCCUGGCGGGCGGCGUGGUGGGCGCGGGCAUGGCCGCAGCUGCGCUGGCUGCAGAGGCUGGCAUGGUGGCGGCCGGCGCGGCGGUUGGGGCCACGGGGGCUGCGGUGGUCGGCGGUGGCGUGGGCGCCGGGCUGGCUGCCACCGUGGGCUGCAUGGAGAAGGAGGAAGACGAGAGGGUGCAGGAAGGGGACCGAGAGCCCCUGCUGCAGGAAGAGUAACAGUAACAGGACCCGGGAGACCCAAGGGAGGUAGAGGUGCCAGGCGGGAGGGAAGGAGGUGCCGGAGGGGAGGGCUUGGGGGCGGUGUGGAGAGCCCGGUGUGCCACACCGCCCGCCUGAAUGCCCGGCGUCUGGGCGGCUGGCUGAGCCGGAUGAGCCAGGUGGCUCCAGGACCCUGGGGAGGCCGCCUGGAGGCAGUGACUAGAGGAUGGCGCCUGCCUCUGGCUGCAGACCAUUGCUACUCUGCCUCGGUUCCCAGACCAACUUGACCCCGGGGUUUCCCUCCCAGAGGGGGGCUCCACUGGCCUCCCCAUCCCGGCUUAUUCCCCUGAUGACCCCAAAUUGUAGGAAAGCUGAGCAGGCACCGUUCUGGAAGUCUCCCUUGGGUGGAGAGGAUCUGCCCUUUCACAGAUGGAGAGAAGCCCAAGGGCCAGGCGGCGUUGGUGCUCAGGCUCAGGGAGCACUCAUGAGUGGCUGGGGGAGAGAGAGAAGUUGGGGCCACUGGGCAAAACCAAAGAGUCCCGGUGUGGUGGACAGCGGCCGAAACCCCCGAGCGGAGGCACUGCUCUGAUGACUUUUCCCAGAGCUGCCCCAGGAGGAUGAUGGUGGCCUCCUUGACCCUUGACCCUCCUUGACCCUCUGCAGCCCCAGGGAGUCCACAUAUGCACUUUGAAUGGGGGGCCCUGUAGAUCUUCCCUCAUGGGUGUGCCCUUUGUUGAGCAAGCUCAGAGAGAGCAGAGAGCCCAAGUUCUUUCUGGAAUGCUGUCCCAGCAAUGGGUUAGAUGCCAAAGAAAAACGCCAGUAAUUGCAUUCUGAGCUACACCGGACAGCCCUCGGGAGUCUAUGAAAGUCCUGCAAGGGACAGCAAAGGGAAGAACACAUUCCAUCCUGAACACGGACACGCCCUCUUUCUGGACCCCAGGUCUGCAGGAGACCUGGGUGCGGCCCCCCGCGGGAACCCAGAGGGCUCAGCGUCCUUCCAUGGGACACAAAAGUCCUGCUGGAAGGCUUCGAGGCUAUUAAGCUGUAAACUAUUCAUGGGCGCCUUAUAUGAAAAAUAAAACGUGUGUGCUUGAGUGUCAA